AUGCUAAACAAGCCCGACCCUCGCGACGAACGUAAGGUGUGGUUCAAGGACAUGGAGCACGCGCGGCCACUGCGAAUCCUGUGCCAGAGCGGCCAGGACCUGAGCCUCACUGUUCGUGACGGCACUGCCGUCCUCGCCCGCGCCGACGACAAGGACAAACGGCAGUGCUGGGUCCAGAGCUUUCGGAACACCGGCCGCGUGACGGACGACAAGGGACACCUCGCGUUCGCGCUCGUGAACUGGGCCACCGGCAAGGCGCUGCGGCGCUGCAGCGGCAGCGGCAGCGGCAGCGAGCUGGUUGGCCUCGUCGGCCACAGUCCGGACUCCGUGGACGUGGCACUGCUCUGGACCCAGAGCGAGGACCUUGGGGAGGGGUACCACGGCCUCCGCUCCGUGUCCGACGUCGGUGUCGUCCUCGACGCGGCGAACGCCGUGCCUGAGACCGGAGGCGCGCACGACGGCACGCCCAUCCUUGUCUUCCCGUGGAACGGCGGCAACAACCAGAAGUGGAAGAUGGUUCCGUUCUAUGGAUGA
Sorghum bicolor (sorghum) is the source of this 534-nucleotide messenger RNA. RefSeq names its product ricin B-like lectin R40G2. The transcript has 4 exons. The coding region runs from base 1 to 534 and encodes 177 amino acids. The record is from RefSeq and is a predicted model, not a curated record. Lineage: Eukaryota; Viridiplantae; Streptophyta; Magnoliopsida; Poales; Poaceae.